AUCGGUUGCAGGUCGGCGAGGUGGUCUCAACAAUUCCAACUAUUGGAUUUAAUGUGGAGACGGUUCAAUACAAGAACAUUAAGUUCCAAGUCUGGGAUCUAGGUGGACAAACAAGUAUCAGACCGUACUGGCGGUGUUACUACCCCAACACACAGGCCGUCAUAUACGUGGUUGACUCGACAGAUGUGGACAGAAUCGGCACGUCCAAGGAGGAAUUCCAUGCCAUUCUCGAUGAGGAGGAGUUGAAGGAAGCAGUGGUGCUUGUUUAUGCCAACAAACAGGAUCUGCCCGGAGCUAUGAGUGAGGUGCAGGUGUCAGACGCGUUGGGGCUGCAUAAGAUCAAGAGCCGCCCGUGGGCCAUCUACAAGACGUCAGCUGUUAAAGGCGAUGGGCUGUUCGAAGGGCUGGACUGGCUGAGUGAAACACUCAAGUCUAAGGGCCGAUGA
Messenger RNA from Closterium sp. Yama58-4, 446 nucleotides. The record is from the annotation of a GenBank genome assembly. NCBI's taxonomy places the organism in Eukaryota, Viridiplantae, Streptophyta, Zygnematophyceae, Desmidiales, Closteriaceae.